This is a messenger RNA of Terrapene triunguis (Three-toed box turtle), 502 nucleotides long. RefSeq names its product interstitial collagenase-like. The annotation marks the transcript as partial. The transcript is spliced from 4 exons. Lineage: Eukaryota; Metazoa; Chordata; Testudines; Emydidae. The record is from RefSeq and is a predicted model, not a curated record.
GUACAUCUGGCGCAAGAGUCCUUAUUUCCCAGGUAUUGAGCAAGAUUUAAUUUCUUCCUUCUGGCCAACCCUACCAUCUGGCUUUGAAGCUGCUUAUGAAAUUGACAAAAAGGAUCAAGUGUUUCUUUUUAAAGGCAACCAAUACUGGGUUGUCAGUGGAUACUCUGUACAUCCAGGUUUUCCUAGGAACAUCCACACCCUGGGCUUUCCAAGAUAUGUUAAGACAAUUGAUGCUGCUGUUUAUGAUGAGAAUACAAAAAAAACGUACUUCUUUGUAGGUGACAAGUAUUGGAGUUAUGAUGAAGUCACCGAAUCCAUGGAAAAGGGUUAUCCAAGACGCAUAUCAGUUGACUUUCCAAGAAUUGGCAAUAAGGUUGAUGCUGCUUUUCAGGAAAAAGGAAAUUUCUAUUUUUUCCAUGGAUCAAAGCAGUAUGAGAUAGACACCAAGUCCAAGAAAGUUAUUCGUGAAAUGCAGAGCAAUAGUUGGUUUGACUGCAAAUAA